GUCUCUUGUUUUGGAAGCUGGUAAGCAUGUCUGGUAACGAGACGUCGUAAAAGGUCAACCGGAAUAAAUCCAUAUGGCUUUCUGCGAUCCUGCCUGCAUUUGUAUGCUGAAAAGAACAUGAAGCAGGUGGAUAUUAUAAAUAAGGAAGAAUUAGAUAAAGAAAGAUUUCAAGUCCAUUACGGAGUACAAAGCCCAGGCAAAGCGAAGCGAUUGUCAUCUUGCAAAAGGAAGGGUUACCCAUUGGUGGAGGUGGGCUUGAAGCUGCACCGCAGAACAUCAGAUGUAGGCCGUGUCUGUGAGCCUGGCAUGGCCAACAAAGAAAAUGAGCUGACGUGCUCCGAAGAUGUGCGGGGCAUGCACUACAAUGACAACUGCGGGCUCCCUAUGAACUCUGCAGAGGCAUCCAAGAUGGCAGGGGCCAGCUCCAAGUACAGUGACUUAACUGAGUUAUCAAAGGACCAUGAAGCUAUGACUCGCAUCCUUUUUGGAAGGAACCUACGACUAAAAGUAGCCCAAACACUAUGGCAAAAAACUCCUAGUGAAUUAGUGGCCUACCUGAUAAGAAUUGAAGACACAGGGGUGCUGCUUGACUGCUUACCCGUCUUAACAAACAACCUUAAAACUGAAGCACCAUGUUUGUCACUUGGCUGCUGCGUUGACCUCAUGCCCCAAGUGAAAGGAAUUCUUGCCAGUAAAUAUGAAGAAAACAUAAUGGUGGGUUUACACUGGGUUCAGUCCGUCAUCAGGAAAUGGUGGCCAGAACUUUCUAAGAAUGAGAAAAGACUGCGGGACAGUUCAGAAGACAGGAAUAUUGAAAUCAUGAAGCAGCGGCUGAAGGACUUGUGGAAGGAAGGGGCCCGAUUGUGUUUGGUUCCGGGAUCUACUGGAGAACUGGCAAAGGCCAUUGAGUCUUAUCUAUCACAGCUUCCCUGACAGUUGUCGUUGUAGCACUAUGAGGAUGUGACCACUGCUGCCGGAUCAUGGCUGUGUCUUGAACUGAUAAUGACGGCAGGGAAAUGGACUGGUUCAUUCUGACACUCAUUCUGAACUUCACAAUUCAGACAACUCCCUCAGACUCUUGAGGAGGGCUGAGAGAGCCUUUCUGCAAAAACACACACAUCGCAAAUGACUGCUUCACAUUGAAGUGGACCUUCUUGUGAAGGGGCAUAUUUAGUGGACCUCCAUGAGACUGGGUGUAAUGUCGCUCUAUGAAGUGCCAAGCUCUUUGUCUCUCACUACAUUGCUCUGCCAUGGAAUGCAGAUGUUUUUGUGGAUGUAAUGAAUGCUCCGCUGUUUGUAUGUGUUUUUUGCGCCUCGGUUCUCCAGAAUCAGGAACU
Etheostoma cragini (Arkansas darter) is the source of this 1337-nucleotide messenger RNA. It is a transcript of the gene katnbl1, whose product is annotated as katanin p80 subunit B-like 1. The coding region runs from base 118 to 933 and encodes 271 amino acids. Gene Ontology annotation, molecular function: microtubule binding. The transcript is spliced from 9 exons. Gene Ontology annotation, cellular component: nucleolus. NCBI's taxonomy places the organism in Eukaryota, Metazoa, Chordata, Actinopteri, Perciformes, Percidae. The record is from RefSeq and is a predicted model, not a curated record.